UUUCCUUCAAGCUUCCACAGUUGCAACAUUUCAAUUUUCUAUUUGGUCUGUUCGAGAGACGGAAAAGGAGAAACAAGAUUUGUGUUACGAUGUUGAAAUAUGUUGGUGUUUGGAUGAUGACAUUGUGUGUAGUACGACUUAAUAGAACUUUUUCAAACGUUGCUUUUCAUAAACCUGCCACCAUGAGUACAGUGUUUAACGUUAAUAACGUAGCAUCUCGUGCAGUGGAUGGAAACACGAGCUUAUCCGCAGCAACGAAAUACGGCGACAUGGAACCGUGGUGGAUGGUGGAUCUGCGUGGCUACUUUGACAUACAUGACGUCAUCGUCACGAACUUCACUUAUAGCAAUUUGUGGAGGCGACUUCACAGCUUCACCAUUGACGUGUUUAUGGAGAAUCCAAUAGGCUGUGCACGCGCCACCCCAGUCCAGUGCUACAACCGCAACGACACACUGGGGCGUGGUGAGACUGUACAGUUUAAAUGCCGCUCGCCCGUGAUUGGUCGAUUCGUCCGUAUUAAGAAGUGGAGAAUGGAGAACAAUUAUGACACACUAAUGCUUUCUGAGGUUCAGGUUCUUGGCACAAGGGCGACAGAUUGUGCUUUCUCUCGACUUUUUCACCGUGUACGAGAGACGCGACUGAACUCGGCAAAUGACGUCAUUUCCGGCGUUGACGUCAUGAAUUGCGCGAGCAGAUGCGGCCGUCGCGAUUGUUUGGCAUUCAUCUACAACCAGAACAGCCAACAGUGUCAGCUCAUUUCAGCUCCGACGUUUGACGAUUCAACAACGAUGACGUCAUCGUGGGAUUACUACGGAGUGGAUCUUUGUUGAUCUGAUUAAUAUCUGAACGGGAUUUUAUAAAGAGGGAUCCUAAAAUUAUAAAAAGAGGAAAUUUAUAUCUGCAAAUUACUCAAGCUCCAGAACGGGGCGAGAAUUCUAGGACAUUUGAUGGCAAUUUACUUUCAGUUUGCUACAUUUCUGCUUGAAACAUUUUGUAUGAUUAAAACUUGUUAAUUGUACCACCCAUAUUCGUCUAUACAUUCGUCAGAGCAUGUUAUAUUGAAGGCAUCAUUCUAAAAGAAAUUUCAUCGGAAUAAAUAGGAUUACCCAAA
Molecule: messenger RNA, 1111 nt
Organism: Gigantopelta aegis
Lineage: Eukaryota; Metazoa; Mollusca; Gastropoda; Neomphalida; Peltospiridae
Exons: 4
Coding region: 90-830 (246 amino acids)
Source: RefSeq, a predicted model, not a curated record